Molecule: messenger RNA, 4301 nt
Organism: Onychostoma macrolepis
Lineage: Eukaryota; Metazoa; Chordata; Actinopteri; Cypriniformes; Cyprinidae
Product: hemicentin-1-like
Exons: 11
Coding region: 1520-2341 (273 amino acids)
Source: RefSeq, a predicted model, not a curated record
GAUAAGUCACAAAGCCACAAUCCAUUGUACUUUUAAUGAGGAUUUUGUUCAGAACUACAUCUACGAAUAGAAAAAAACUACAAGCAUUUAUACUUCUGACUCAUCCCUUUUCUUAAAAAAAGUGUUUUAUUUUCAUAAUCAAUUUGCUAUUUCAUGGUCUACAACAUGAGAAAAAGUCAUACCAUAUACAUAAAAAUAAAAUACAAAAUGUAGUAACGUUGGACACCACUAUGGGGCACCACUGUGCACCAGCAAGCAUCACAACAAAGAAGGAGGUAAAUGCGUGCAAAUGUAAAAUGCCCCAUUUUUGCCUUGGGCCCCCAAACUGUAUAAAUGCUACCAUAUCUUCAGUUCAAAACAGCCAUAAUUGAAAAAAAAAAAAAAAAAAAGUAGAGUAGAGUAGGUUGCGUCGCUGGAUAUUACUGUUAGUUAAUAUUUGUAUCAAAAACAAUUGUAUUGUGUCUUACGACACUUUCUUUCAACAUUAUAACUGACAGUCUGCAGUAAAGACAGCUAGGGACAGACAGUUUAUGUUGCACAGCUUCAUGUAGAUUGGUUUGCUCACCUUGUGAAUACAUGUUGAAAUUGAAUACAUAAGAAAAGUGAUUUUGUUGCUUUUGCUGAUAUUAGCGUUUAAAACAGAUGACAUAUGUGUCAAAUAGUUGACAUAUGUUUGUUAUGUCGCUAGUAGUAGGCUAUGUAAUGUUUGUAGAAUGUACUACUGAGUGGGGGGGAAAAAAGAGCACAAACCGAACAACAUAAGGCAAAUGGCAGUCAUAACAUUACAAGUCUUCAGGUAAAACAAAAGAAAGAAAAUUACACAACAUCUGUUAUUAAAUAUUACAAGAUGGUUAGUUCCAGUCCUCGAUUCUGAUUGGUCAACAGCUGUGUUUUAUUCACAAUAAAGCAAGGCUAUAACUGCUUUACCCAACGGUUCUGUGUGUCACUGCGCAAUACUCUUAACAACAUAAACAAUCAAUAAUAUAGCGUCAAUAAUAUAGCGUCAAUAAUAUAGAGUAUUUCAGCAAAAUGAACUGUUUGUUGUUUAUUUAACAACACAUUUGCUGGUAGUAAUGCCGUAAAUGAGUCCUACCUGUCACAACAUUCCUAAAAAAAAAAAAAAAAGCCUCCUCUCAAAUUCUCAAAAAACAUUUUUUUUUUAUAAAGGUAUCUACAUAUAGUUGAAAUAAAAUGAAAAUAUUGUUUAGUGUAAAACAUGUUGAAGAUUAGCGAACAGCUUGUCGAUUCAUUAUUAACUGAUAAGCUGUUUCCUCACGGAAGCUGUUUAUUCUGUGUAUUGAAGCCUCUCCUUCACUGACAUCCGUUCAAAAAAUACGACCUCUGGUCUCCUUUCCUGUGCACAGCCAAAGCAGCAGCGUUAGCAUUAGCCGUUACGCUUUUUUGCCUUGUCUUGCUAUUGUAAAUUCUGCUGCACUGCAUUAACUGCUACAGAAUGAUUGGCAUGCUGGUUUAAGGUGUGUUUGGUGCUGAUGCAGAUGAAGUGAAGUCAGUAUCAGUGAUGGAGGGAGAUUCUGUCACUCUAAACACUGAUGUUACAUUACUUAGAGAUGAUCAGAUACUGUGGAUGUUUGGACCUAAAGAGACUCGAAUAGCUGAAAUAUACAAGCAGAACAUUGAUAUGUAUGACAGUAAUGAGACAUUUGGAGACAGACUGCAGAUGGACAGUCAAACUGGAUCUCUGACCAUCAGAAACAUCAGAACUGAACACACUGGACUUUAUAAACUACAGAUCUUCAGCAACAGAGGAAACUCAUACAAGAGAUUCAGUGUUACUGUCUAUGCUGCUCUUCCUGUUCCUGUCAUCACCAGAGACUCUUCACAAUGUUCUCCAUCUGAAAUAUCAUCAGGUCAGAAUUGUUCACUGCUGUGUUCAGCUGUGAAUUUGAGUCAUGUGACUCUCUCCUGGUACAAAGGAAACAGUUUAUUGUCCAGCAUCAGUGUAUCUGAUCUCAGCAUCAGUCUCUCUCUUCCUCUGGAGGUGGAGUAUCAGGAGAAAAACACCUACAGCUGUGUGAUCAACAAUCCCAGCAGAAACCAGACCAAACAUCUGGACACCUAUCAACUUUGUCAUAGAUGUCCAGAACGGGAUGAGCGUUCACGUCUCAACAUUUCAAUAGCUGUUACAGCACUGCUGCUGGUGUUCAUAGCUGUAGUUGCAGGUUUGAUGUACUGCCACAGAAAGCGUAAACAAUCAGAAAAAGAAGUUGAGGCUCAAGAGGAAGAGAUACUUUACGCUGAUACAACAUUCUGUGAAUAUCGGGUUAAGAGUACGGAUGUCGUUGCAGCAGAUCAAACAGAAUAUUCAACUGUUAAGACAUGAAAGACCCCUGGAUGAAAGAAGAAAGCCGUCGUGUUUACAACUGUGACAAUGAGCGUUUAUCAGGAUCAACGAAACACUGAAUUUUCAAAACCAUGCACAUCUCCAACGUCAUCGUCAAAUUUGCGGACGACACAACGGUGAUAGGUCUGAUCACCGACGACGAUGAAUCAGCCUACAGAGAAGAGGUGCACACCCUGACUAACUGGUGCCACAACAACAACCAUCAGGCAGACGGUACCGCAGCAUCAGGACCCGAACCAGCAGAACGCGAGACAGCUUCUUCCCGCAGGCCAUCAGACUGCUGAACUCCAGAUAGCAAACGACACUCACACACCUACCCCUACCCCUCACACUGGAUUCCACCUACACACCAGUCACACUGACUCUGACAGCACAACCCGGUUUUUAUUGAACAUAUCUGUCUGAGAAGCAAGAGUCUGGAAAUGCUGUUUUAACUUGUUACGUGACAAAUCAGAUCUUCAGUUAAUUUGGCCAAAUCAGAUCACUUAAAGCUGUUCACUGCAAGAACAAGAACUAUAAUGAUAACUAUUUUAGCAUCCACACCAACAGACAAUAAUGUUCUGUUUAUUAUAACUGCACGCUGUGAUUGUUGUCUGCCAUUUAAAUGCUCCAGCUCUUUAAAGUCUGGUGGAUUCUGAUUGUCUGUCAAUGUUUUUAUUGUUCAUCAGCUGGAAAAAUUUGUUCUGAAAGAGUCAAAAGAGAUUCCAAUGAUAUUGUUCCUCUGUGUCAUUAAAGGUUAAAUAGCUGCGGUAUAGAUUCAUCCUUGAUGUGAAGAUGCCUUUAAAUUGCUUACAACAAUACCGCCAGCAUUUAAUCAUAUUUAAAAUAAUUCAUAAUAAUAUAGCUUGCUAUUGAAGAAUACAGCUUUUUUCCAAUGCUGUUUUCCUCUUAUUCUGUAAAACGUACACACAAAAGUCUGUUUCUCUUCAUCUUAUUCCUUUACUCCGUCACUCACUUACACAUUCUUUUACACUCUGUUGUAAGGUAGAAACAGAGAGUUUGCGUGAUGGCCUUUUCUCAGACUCUGAAUCUGAUGUAUGCAGAUGAACUCAGGAGCCACUAGAGUUGCCAGGGAACUUGAGCUUGAACUAAAGACCAAAAACGCAAAGAAAAUCAGUCACAGCAAGCCGGUCAAACCAGUCCUGUUGGGGAUGAGGAAUGAACGUGGCCUACACUUGUGCCCAAACAGAAAAGAAAGGUUGCACAUUUCCACUGCUCCUACAAUCAGCAAAUCAGCUGUGCAUCAUCUCUGGGAUUUGGGCAGGAAAUGAUUGAAUAUGGAGGAUGAAGCCAGUUGAUGAAGAUAUCAAUUCAAUGGCCACCAAGUGAAGCACUGCUGCCUGAACCCAUCAGAUAUCUGCUGUGAAGACUGCAUUCACGAACGGCUCUACUGCAACAGCUCAGAUGUUACGGGCCAUAAAAGAAACUUCACAACUGAACAACUAGAAGAUAAGAGGAGGGAUUCAUUUAGGCCAUAACUCCAUCAAGAAUCAAUGGACAUCAAGACCAGGUGGUGUGUGAGGAAAGCACAGAGGACUGUCAGAGACUCCAGCCACCCGAGCCAUGGAUUGCUCUCACCGUUACCAUCAGGCAGAUGUUAUCGCAGAACCUUCACCAGCAGACUGCAAGACAAGUUCUUUCCACAGACAAUCAGACUGAACUGAACUCGUACCAGUAACACCACACAGCACACAGCACACAGCACACCAACCUCAUAUGUACUGCACUCUAUCAGUUACACUGACUGGACUCUGACUCACUAUUAUUCUGCACCGUGACAUUCUGUUUGCACUAAUUCACGCCGUACUGCACUGCAAAGAUAUAUAUGUACUGUGAUUAUUGUUUAUUAUUGUUUUCAUUUCAUGCUCUCUGUAUAGAAUAAUAUUUACCAUAUAUUGUUCUCUUUAUGUAUUGAGUUCUUAUAUAUAUAUAUAUAUAU